Molecule: messenger RNA, 1620 nt
Organism: Marmota flaviventris (yellow-bellied marmot)
Lineage: Eukaryota; Metazoa; Chordata; Mammalia; Rodentia; Sciuridae
Gene: Yars2
Product: tyrosyl-tRNA synthetase 2
Biological process (GO): tyrosyl-tRNA aminoacylation
Cellular component (GO): cytosol; mitochondrion
Molecular function (GO): RNA binding; tyrosine-tRNA ligase activity; ATP binding
Source: RefSeq, a predicted model, not a curated record
CCUUUCGUGCCGCCGCCAAGAUGGCGGCGCCCAUGUUGCGGUGCUUUUCCCGGUGCUGGUGGUCUGGGACCCCAGGCUUGUCAGGAGUUUUGGCUCUGGGGCUGCGCAAGGCCCACUCGGGCGCUCAGGGUUUACUAGCGGCGCAGAAGGCUCGGGGUCUGUUUAAGGACUUCUUCCCCGAGAGGGGUACGAAGCUAGAGCUCCCACAGCUGUUCGACCGUAGCGCGGCGGGCUACUCUCCUCAGACUAUCUACUGUGGCUUCGACCCCACGGGGGACUCGCUCCACGUGGGACACCUGCUAGCGCUGUUGAGCCUGUUUCACUUCCAGCGAGCUGGCCACAACGUGAUCGCGCUGGUGGGAGGCGCCACCGCGCGCCUGGGAGACCCCAGCGGCCGAACCAAAGAGCGCGAGGCGCUGGAUGCGGAGCGCGUAGGAGCCAACGCUCGCGCCCUCCGCCUCGGGCUUGAGGCCCUGGCGGCUAAUCACCAGCAGCUCUUCACUGAUGGGCGGACCUGGGGCAGCUUCACGGUGUUGGACAACUCGGCCUGGUACCAGAAGCAGCACCUGGUCGACUUCCUGGCAGCUGUGGGUGGCCACUUCCGAAUGGGCACGCUGCUGAGCAGACUGAGCGUGCAGACGCGACUCCAGAGCCCCGAGGGCAUGAGCUUGGCCGAGUUCUUUUACCAGGUGCUCCAGGCCUAUGACUUCUAUUACCUGUUCCAGCGUUAUGGAUGCCGGGUCCAGCUGGGUGGGUCUGAUCAGCUGGGCAACAUCGUGUCUGGAUACGAGUUUAUCCACAAGUUGACUGGAGAAGAUGUAUUUGGAAUCACUGUUCCUUUAAUUACAAAUACAACUGGAGCAAAGCUGGGAAAGUCUGCUGGCAAUGCUGUUUGGCUAAACAGAGAUAAGACAUCUCCAUUUGAAUUAUAUCAAUUCUUUGUGAGACUGCAAGAUGAUUCUGUUGAAAGGUACCUGAAACUCUUCACUUUUCUGCCUCUUCCGGAAAUUGACCAUAUUAUGCAGCUGCAUGUCAAAGAACCAGAAAAGCGGAGUGCUCAGAAACGACUUGCUGCAGAAGUAACAAAGCUUGUUCAUGGACGAGAAGGACUGGAUUCUGCUAAAAGGUGUACACAAGCCCUUUAUCAUAGUAGUAUAGAUGCACUAGAGGUCAUGUCGGAUCAAGAGUUAAAAGAGUUGUUUAAAGAAGCUUCAUUUUCUGAAUUAGUUCUUGACCCUGGAACAAGUGUCCUAGAUACAUGCCGCAAAGCAAAUGCCAUUCCAGAUGGUCCCCGAGGGUAUCGAAUGAUAACAGAAGGUGGAGUCAGUAUAAAUCAUCGACAAGUAACAAAUCCCGAGUGUGUUUUAGUUGUUGGACAACAUAUUCUCAAGAAUGGACUUUCCUUACUUAAAAUAGGAAAAAGGAAUUUCUACAUUAUAAAAUGGCUUCAGUUAUGAUGAAAAAUCCUUUUGGUUGUUCAGACUUACCCAUCAUUCAUUCUCAAAACAUGAAAGGUUGGCUUCAGAACAAAAAACAGAGAAUGGAAUAUAUAUUAGACCUCACAAUGUGAGUAAUUUAAUUGUUUUAUAGAUUGGUUAAUAAAUAAGUUGUUUAUUUAAU